Messenger RNA from Contarinia nasturtii (swede midge), 2203 nucleotides. Its product is annotated as F-actin-uncapping protein LRRC16A-like. The record is from RefSeq and is a predicted model, not a curated record. The transcript is spliced from 5 exons. The annotation marks the transcript as partial. Gene Ontology annotation, biological process: cell migration; regulation of Arp2/3 complex-mediated actin nucleation. Gene Ontology annotation, cellular component: lamellipodium; plasma membrane. Lineage: Eukaryota; Metazoa; Arthropoda; Insecta; Diptera; Cecidomyiidae.
AUUGAUAUUCAACCAAGUGAACGAGAAGCAAUAUUUUCUGAUGAACUACGACCAUCUGAUCCAAGAAAUGUUGGCCCAUGCGGUGGAUUCAGCAGACAAUAUGCGUGCAUGUGUGAUUUUCAUGGCAUUACUUACAGAGAUGAAGUAGCCUGGGACAUUGAUACAAUUUACCUAUCACACGAUACAAGAAUACUAAAUUUACGUGAUUUUGAUCAUUUGGAACCAAAAGAUUUAACAGCAAUAGUUUCUGCGCUGGAGUAUAAUACAUUUUUUCGAAGUUUAAAGGUCACACAUACACGAUUAUCACAUGAAACGCUUGAACGAAUAUUACAUGUCCUUCGGCGAUCAAUGUGGUUGGAGGAACUGCAUCUCGAAGCAUUAGGAUUAAGAUCGGAUUUUGUUCAUAAAUUAGCUGUAUCUGUGAUCACCAAUAAUAGUCCAGCACUUCGAACUAUUGACUUGAGUCAAAAUUUAAUUGAAGAUAAAGGACCACGUUGAAAUCCCGCACAAAACCCAGGGCUUACGGCCGAGAGCUCCGCGCUUGAUCCAGAUGAGAACGCAAUGUUCGUUGUGUUGUUUGUUGAUUCUGAAAAUGACAAUGAUUAUAUCAAUUUCUAAAUAUGAACGUAAAUUAAAAGUAUGUGUAGCUUCAAUUGAUUAGAUAAAUUCAAAGCAGAAUUAUUGAAAUGAUUACAUACUUGAUUGGAUGCUGCUCGUCUUGAUUGUCGAGCUCGUGCUGGUGGUGCUGGCGGUGGAUCUCCUCCUCCUGCAUUUUCUUCUUCUUCUUCAAGAUGCCGUUGAAAUGCUGGAUGUAGCUCUAUAUUCAUAACAGCACACCAUCCUGUUUGUUUGUAAGGAAUAAAAAAAAACGAAUUCAUUGUCUAUUGUUCAUUGACUUGUUCAUAUUAAACUGAGAGCAUAUCAAUUUAACAAACACAAACCUUUGUAGAGAAUGUUACGACCUGCAUUUGCAUCACGAUUCCAGGUGAUAGUACGCCCAAUUCGAGUUUUCUCUUCAUAUUUACGAAAUUUUGAUGCCAUACGUGGACCAUCAGUACGGGGACGAUGUUUUCGUUGCUGCGUCAAUUUGCGAUUGCUUUUUCGUGAUUCAAUCGGACCUUGGGCUUUUCCAAGCACAUUUUCUCCACACAAUGGUUCGCAUCCAUGGCAUGUGAGAUAGCGAUAUUUCUCCUUUACUUUGCCUCUUUUUGUCGGUUUUUCAAGUUCACGGAAGCACAACGAACAUAAUUUGGUCGUCCGAAAUUCGUCCACCUCGACCACUGUACAUUUACGGCGACGUUUCAACUUCUCGAACAAAUCUCGCACCUUCGAUCGAAUAUAUCCUCGGGCUGGUGAAUCUGCCGCAAUGAAACGAUCACCGACAAAUAUGAACGUUUGCUUACCAUCGAUGAGCUUGGUUGCAUAUGCAUCAAGUGCUCUAUUCGUGUCAAUGUACUAGAGAAAUGCUUGCAAAGCGUAUUCAUACUGUGUGUAUGCUAUGAACUUUUCUUCAAAAUGACGCAAAAUAUGAUCAGCAUAUGAUUUAUGGUCUUCGGCUCGUGGACCAGGCUGCUCAUCAAAUGACUCACGAUGUGGACGCAUCUUUUCAUCGAUUUCAAUUGUCAACUUUUUGCGCCAUUUGUUCCGUCGCGAUGAAUUUAUCAUAUCUUGAUAUUGGCCCGAUGUCAAUCGAAUGAUUGUUUCAGUGCGAUUAUUUCGAUCGUUGAAAUUGUUAAUGCGCACACCACCAAUGACCAAACGUAGUCCAGGAUCGAGACCAUACACUUGUUGGCUUUUCAGAAGCAUCUCUUGUGUCUCUUUCAUACGCUCUUCAUCGUCUUUUUCAAUGAUGAAUUUUGUUCGUUCCAUCAAAAAUGACAUACCGACACCAUCUGUUUGAAUGGAGUUGUCGAAUUUUAUUGUUGCAUGGCCAUCAUUUUUGUUUCUCGGUUCUCUUUCGAUGCUAUCGAUGUCGAAAUACAGACGCCAUAAUACAUCCCAUUCUUUACUUUUGAUGUCUUUCUCCUGUUUUGGGCCGCCGUUUUUAUUGCGAAAUAAUCGAUGUGGACAUUCUAUCUGUCUCAACAUGCGAUAAAACACUCUACGAUCAAUUCGAAUGUAAUGUCUUUCGAACGAUGACGUUGGUACCACGGUGAAAUUUCUGUAUUCACGAAGCUCGGUUCGUUCAUGAUUGCGGCUUUUC